AUCACGUAAUACGCCUAUGGUAGUUAGGGUGUUACAAUACCUUUCCCUUUGGAAGUUAAUCUUGAAAUCUUCUUUUCUAGAUUCGUAUCAAAAUGAAUAAAGGUGGAUAUUCAGUCGAAGUUACGGGCUUGUCUCCGAAAGCCACAGAGAAAGAUGUCUCUGCUUUUUUCUCUUUUUCCGGUAACAUCGAACAUGUCGAAAUCAUCAGAUCAGGUGAUUAUGCCUGUAUUGCCUACGUGACCUUUAAAGAUUCUUAUUCACAGGACACUGCGUGCUUGCUUAGUGGUGCCACAAUUGUAGAUCAACGUGUAUGCAUAACACGAUGGGGGCAGUACAGAGAUGAAUUUGAUUUUUGGAACAGUUCUUCAGAGACUCGUGAACAUGAAUCUAGUUCCAAGGGUACCCAAAGAAACCAAUUUGUUUUUGAUGCUGGAGAAGCAGUGACUAUGGCCCAGGAAGUGGUUAAAACUAUGGUGGCCAAGGGCUUUGUUUUGAGCAAGGAUGCAUUGGCUAGGGCCAAAGACUACGAUGAAUCUCAUCAAGUUUCAGCAACUGCAGCCUCUAAGGUUGUUGAGCUUAGUCAAAGAAUUGGCCUUGCAAAUACAAUCUCUGCAGGAGUUCAAGCUGCCAAAUCUGUUGAUGAGAAGUACCAUGUCUCAGAGAUGACCAAGUCAGCUGUAUUGGCAACAGGAAGAACUGCCUGUGCAGCAGCAAACACCGUUGUAAACAGUAGCUAUUUCUCGAAAGGAGCUCUUUGGGUCUAAAAAGCUUUGAAUCGAGCCUCUAAAGCUGCCGCUGAUUUGGGUGGCCGUAGUAUUCAUCAAUGA
Molecule: messenger RNA, 827 nt
Organism: Cannabis sativa
Lineage: Eukaryota; Viridiplantae; Streptophyta; Magnoliopsida; Rosales; Cannabaceae
Product: binding partner of ACD11 1
Exons: 4
Molecular function (GO): RNA binding
Source: RefSeq, a predicted model, not a curated record